Messenger RNA from Branchiostoma floridae (Florida lancelet), 847 nucleotides. RefSeq names its product zinc finger protein 239-like. The transcript has a single exon. Gene Ontology annotation, molecular function: RNA polymerase II cis-regulatory region sequence-specific DNA binding; DNA-binding transcription activator activity, RNA polymerase II-specific. Gene Ontology annotation, biological process: regulation of transcription by RNA polymerase II. The record is from RefSeq and is a predicted model, not a curated record. Bases 1 to 846 code for a protein of 281 amino acids. Gene Ontology annotation, cellular component: nucleus. NCBI's taxonomy places the organism in Eukaryota, Metazoa, Chordata, Leptocardii, Amphioxiformes, Branchiostomatidae.
AUGGCGACCCCGGCUGUAUCUCAUCUGGAGAAAGAGAAAGGAGGUAAUGGACGUCGACGUCGAGGGGAUUUUCUGCGUUCACACAAGUGUGGCGAGUGCGGCAAGGAGUUUCAUCGUCUGAGUGAUUUGAAGAUACACAUGCGGACUCACACUGGAGAGAGACCAUUUAGGUGCGAGGAGUGCGGCAGACAGUUUAGUGUGAUAAGUAACCUGAAGCAUCAUAUGCGGACUCACACUGGAGAGAAACCAUUUACGUGCGAGUAUUGCGUCGAACAGUUUAGUUUGAUGGGUAAUCUGAAGAGACAUAUGACAACCCACACUGGUGAGAGACCUUACAAGUGUGAUAAGUGUAGCAAACGGUUUAGUAACCAGGACCAUCUGAAGAGGCAUAUGAAGACGCAUACUGAUGACAAACCUUAUAAAUGUGAGAAGUGCGGCAGUCAGUUCAGUGAGCUGUAUAAUCUGAAGAGGCAUAUAAUGACACACACAGGUAAGAAACCUUACAAAUGUGAGGAGUGCGACGGACAAUUCAGUCAGCUUGAUCAUCUGAAGAUUUAUAUGCGUAUUCAUACCGGUGAGAAGCCAUAUAAGUGCGAAGAAUGCAGCAAACAGUUUAGUGCACUGAGUAGUCUGAAGAGGUACAUUCGAACUCAUACCGGUGAGAAACCCUAUACGUGCGAUGGAUGUAGUAAGAAGUUCCGUGUGCUGUAUAAUCUCAAACAACAUAUAAAGACUCAUACCGGUGAGAAACCUUACAGAUGUGAGGAGUGCGGCAGACAGUUCAGUCAACUGGGUAACCUGAAGAGUCAUAUGUGGACUUAUGCCUGCGACAAAGCCAACCAGUAGA